Messenger RNA from Aedes albopictus (Asian tiger mosquito), 3129 nucleotides. RefSeq lists its product as uncharacterized. Lineage: Eukaryota; Metazoa; Arthropoda; Insecta; Diptera; Culicidae. The transcript has 9 exons. The coding region runs from base 614 to 2245 and encodes 543 amino acids. The record is from RefSeq and is a predicted model, not a curated record.
AAAACGUCGCAAUGGAACAGUUUUUCCGUAGCUCUCCCGUAGGUUAGAUGGCUUGUUUAAGUGUGGUUUUUUGGUGUACUUUAUGAAAAAAUGAAAAAAAGUUUGAUGUUUUAGCCAAUUUUAUAUCUCGGUUUUGUGUGGUCGCUACUCUUGACUGUCCUAUCGUAGGUAAUCGUUAACCAAUUGAAAAAAUCGUCUAAUUUCCGGGAAAUAAAUGCGUCGAGCAACUGAGAAAAAGCGUGAAACAAGUGGCGAAGCGUGGUGAAAAGCUAUGAGAAAUUAGUUCAAUGCUGCGAGCCUUGAGAGGAUUACAUAAAUUUUGUUUUCCCUCCCCAGUGGCGUCGGUGAAGAACGCAAGGCUCUGAGGGGAUAAGUGUGAAGGUAGUACUCGGUACUGCUCUAGUGCUCUGGAGUACAUUUAGCAAUGUAACCAAGUGUUUCAGCAAAUUGAUACCUUGGCACAACAGGAGCAAAAUAGUGCACAGGACAAGUGGCGAGAAUUAUUUUCUAUUUUUAUCCCUCUUCGGAUGAUUCGUGAUCCUGUGGUAGGCUAGGGUGCUGCUAAGAGUGAAAUUCAUCAAUCGGAGUGCUUUCCAACAGCAAACGGUCGGGAAUGGAUAUCGCAGCCUUUGCAUCGACGAUGGCCACCAAGGCAAGGGACCGAGCGAGCCAGCCAAAUGACCUGACCAGUGGGGAAACGUCCGGUUCGCUCAAUGGAGCCGCCACAGCCGAUGCUCGAGCAAUGAAGCUGAAGUCGUUCAUGGGGAAAACUCCAAGUGCAAUCAAAUCGAAGUUUUUAUCGGUGCUCGGCAACAGCACCGAAAUCAUCAAUGGGAUAUCGAACAAGAUCGACGCGGCACUAAGUUUGUCGUCCUCGGAGGACACCGAAACGACGGAGCAUCGCAAUCAGGCAAAGGUAGACAAUAUGCUGCGGAAAAAGUAUGAAGCGGCACAGUGGAAGCACCCAGACGAUCACAGCGAAAGCCAUCAAAUAGAUUUCGAACUUCGCCGAGCCAAAGAAAGAAGAGCCCACGAAGAGGUGCUUUCGGGACGAUACAGAAAUCCAGCAUUUAGCCAUCCAACUUCAAAUGGUAGUGCACAGCCGGCGCCCCCCGUGGAACGACCCCCAUCAAACAGUAUUAGCACCGAGUUUAGCCAUAGCAACUAUAGUAAUAAUUCCUGUUCGAUCGAUUCGAAAUCACCUCAGCCCCCUCCCGAUGGAGACAGCGACCUGGCAGUGGAAGUGGCCUCGAAAUCCGUACCAGCAGUGGAAGCAGUUCCGUCCGGUAUUCCCAGCAGUGCCUCCACCAGUGACAAUGAGUCCUGCGUGCUUAGUGCGACCCUGGAAUCUUCCGAGUUGAAGAUGUGGAUUCGGUCAGAAUCGGAAAACUCCGUGCCAUCUUGGGCCUCAUCAAUCAGUUUAGACAGCCAGUCGGAGGAAGCCAUACUGGAUUUUAUGAAGCGGUUCGUUAAAAUCCUAUUCCGAGAAAGCUCAUCCAUUACGCUGGAACUCAAGUCGGACUUUGGACAGUAUGCGAGGACGGAAACCGGUCGGCUAUGGUUCUCUCGGUUGGUGAACGCACAAAGAGCCAAGUCCAAGCGAGUAGAUGAAUCAACGUUCUACUCACUGAUCCAGUAUUUCGCGAUUGUUCUGUUCGAGUGUGCUGAAAGCGAAGAUUUCUCUCCAGCCAAAACCCUGAUGAACAUGUGCUUUACAUUUUACCAUGAUAUUGAUGUUCCUGGUUGUGAACCGUACCGCGAGUAUUUGUACACGUACCUUCGGGAUCAACCGAUUUGGCAUUCGUUACGCUUCUGGAAUGCAGCCUUUUUCGAUGCUCUUCAAACGGAGCGCCAGCACCAUCCGGUUCCGCCUACAAAACUUACCUCUAUGACGAGUACGGCGUCUCAACAACAACAACAACAACAACAGAAUAAAAACGAAGAAGCGACUAGCAGUAAUACCCUGGUGGUACCUGAAAAUGAACGGUCCUCGUCUACCAGUGCCUGCGAUCGAACGGAUCCUUUCGAGUUAAACGAGGAUAAGAAGUACCAUCAAAAUCUUAGCUUUGGACAACUGGGGAGUUUCACAUGCAAUAUGCAUGCAUUUGGUUUAAGUCGAGAGCUUUGUUAUGAGUUUCUAAUGAAGCAGUGUGUCAUUGCAAACCUAAAUAAUGAGCAACAAAAACUUCUCAAGGACAACAUCGACAGGAUGUACCGUGAAACGGAUCCAUGGCGUGAAAACUAGAGAGCUAGCUCGACAACAACACCAAGCAACACGUGGCUGUUAUCAAGUGUUUCAGAGUAGAGAUCUGAUUUUUUGGCUAUAAUUCACUCAUGGUUUUUCUCCUAAUCUUAAACAAUUGUAUAUCCUUCAUACUUGAACGUUGAAUAAUUUUAAAAAAGUGCAACAAACUUAACCGUUUAACCAGUGGUUACCAAAUCUCGUACGGCAAAAAGGAGAAGCUUUAUUAAUUGAUAGAGAAGAAAGGGGACAGUGUUUGUGAUAUAUUUGUGAUUUUAGCCGAGGAGCACCUGUUGAUAUUUGUUACGUUGUUUGUAUUUUUAUAGAGCGGAGAAAGAGACUUUAAAUCGAAGAAUAACGCAUAGUUGGUUUACUAAAACAACCAUUUAGGCCAUACCCGUCGUCGAAGAAUGCAACUACUAGCAGAUUUAGACCGAUAAGUAUUUUCUAUACAUUCCUGUCUCGAAGAACGAAUAAGGACACACACAAAUAGUAUAUCAGAACAGAAAAAAACAUUUCCAAUGGUAGGUGAUUCGAAAUAUGAGAAGGUGUGAAAUGAAAGAGCAGUGUUAAACAUGAAGUGACAAUAAAGCAUGCAAUUAAGGUUGUAAUGCUUGGCGGUAGUUAAAAGAUUCAGUAAGCUUGCAGCGAGACACGGAGUGUCACCUUAUAUUUAAUAUGCUUUUAAUAGUUUUAUCAUAGAUAAGAUAAUGCAAUGACAACAAGCAAUAGUUAUAAGUGGAAUGCGACCCGGUUGUUGGAUUGAUUUGCAUGGUAUGGGACUAAACUAUAGUGACGAUUGAUAUUUCCAGCUCUACAAAUUGUGUUACAAGUGAUGGCAGGUACCACGAAAAUAAUAAUGAAAUAAAUUUGAAUUUGACCAACUA